AUGAUGGUCGAGCCGACCAACAAGAAACGAAAGCUCGAGCCGAUCAACGGUCAUGGUCAACCAUCACUGGCAAAGCAAGAGAGUUUUUCUGCUGUACUAGAACAACUAGAAGCUGAAGAGGAAAGCUCGGGAGAUAGCAUCGAGACAUCAUCAGCAUGGCCAAGACCCGCCGCCCCUCACCUCAAUGUCAAAACCGAUUCUAUAGCAUUUCAGCAGAUAGAACUUGAAGAAGCGACAGAUCCGAAACAUGGACCUACGAUACGUCUUUUCGGUGUAAACCAAAUGGGGAAUUCCGUGUUGGCACAUGUGCAUGGGUUCAAGCCUUACUUUUACGUUGCUGCACCCCAAGGAUUCCUGAAUAAGGAUCUAGAACCUCUAAAAGAUAAGAUCAACCAAAUGUUCUCUUCUUUCGGAUUAUGUGUGACGAAUACUGCGAUCUUCAAUCGAAGGUCACUAUGGGGCUACAGAGGAGAUGAGAGUGUCCCGUUCAUCAAAAUCACUUGUGCUGAUCCUAAGAAUAUAUCGAAAGUAAAAGAUGAAGGUCAAAUAGAUUUCAAUGGCUUGUUCGAUACUGAACUUCUGACGUAUGAGAGUAAUAUCGCUUAUUCCUUGAGGUUCAUGAUUGAUACCAAGGUCGUUGGCAUGAAUUGGGUUGAAAUCAAAGGAGGGAGAUAUGAGCUAUUGGAGGGAAAAGAUAAGAGGUCAAGGUGUCAAAUCGAGGUAUCAUGCGAUUAUAAAGACCUGUUAUCGCAUGCGCCUGAAGGAGAUUGGCUCAAGAUCGCGCCGCUAAGAGUCUUAUCAUUCGAUAUUGAAUGUGCGGGUAGAAAAGGUAUCUUCCCCGAAGCGCAAAUAGAUCCUGUCAUUCAAAUAGCAGCCAUGGUUACAAGGCAAGGUGAAACGAAACCUUUCAUUCGGAAUGUUUUCACGUUGAACACUUGUGCACAUAUCGUUGGAUCUCAAGUACUUGAAUUUCGAGAUGAAAAACAAUUAUUGAUAGAGUGGAGGAAAUUCGUCGAGACUGUAGAUCCCGAUAUGAUUAUCGGUUACAACAUUGUCAAUUUCGAUCUACCAUAUCUAUUAGAUCGAGCGAAAGCCUUGAAAGUACCUGAGUUUGCCUUCCUCGGUCGAAUGCUAGGUAUAAGAUCCGAAGUGAAGGAUACCCAUUUCUCCUCAAAAGCAUACGGUCAACGGGACUCGAAAGCUGUCAAUAUUGACGGUCGUCUUCAGCUUGAUAUCCUUCAAGUCAUGCAAAGAGAUUACAAGCUCCGAAGUUAUACUCUUAACGCUGUUUGUGCUCAGUUCUUGGGAGAGCAGAAAGAGGAUGUACAUCAUUCCAUCAUUACGGAGCUCCAAAACGGUACCGCUGACUCGAGAAGAAGGCUAGCGGUGUACUGUCUGAAGGAUGCAUACCUUCCACAAAGAUUGAUGGACAAGUUGAUGUGUUUCGUCAAUUACACUGAGAUGGCACGUGUGACGGGUGUACCAUUCAAUUAUCUACUUUCAAGAGGACAACAAAUCAAAGUUAUCUCGCAACUGUAUCGGAGUGCUGGCGAGGCAGGAUACAUAAUUCCAGCAAUGAGAAGUGAAGGAUCAGAUGAACAAUACGAAGGUGCAACUGUUAUCGAACCUACGAAAGGUUAUUAUGAUGUUCCUAUCGCUACAUUGGAUUUCGCUUCGCUAUAUCCAUCAAUUAUGAUGGCUCAUAAUCUGUGUUACACUACUCUACUGGAUAAAGCAACUAUAGAAAGAUUAAAAUUGGUUGAAGGAAAAGAUUACGUCCAUACCCCUAAUAAUGAUUAUUUCGCCACGACAAAUAAACGUAAAGGACUGCUUCCAAUCAUCUUGGAGAAUCUGUUAGGCGCUCGUAAAAAGGCUAAGCAAGAUUUGAAAGUGGAAAAAGACCCUUUCAAACGCGCUGUGUUAGACGGUCGACAAUUGGCAUUGAAGAUUAGUGCAAACUCAGUCUAUGGGUUUACUGGUGCAACAGUCGGUAAACUCCCUUGUUUGGCCAUUUCGUCAAGUACCACAGCCUACGGAAGACAAAUGAUUGAAGCCACAAAGGUGGAAGUUGAAUCUCAAUAUUGUAUUGAGAAAGGUUACGAUCAUGAUGCCAAAGUUAUUUAUGGUGAUACAGAUUCUGUGAUGGUCAAAUUUGGCUGUCCAGAUCUAGAAACCGCAAUGAGAUUGGGUGCCGAAGCCGCCGAGUUAGUGUCAGGCAAAUUCAUCAAACCAAUCAAGUUGGAAUUCGAAAAAGUAUAUUUCCCAUAUCUGCUUAUUAGUAAGAAGAGAUAUGCUGGAUUAUAUUGGACUAAACCUGAAAAAUACGACAAGAUGGACACCAAGGGGAUUGAGACCGUCCGAAGAGAUAAUUGCCGACUUGUUUCAACUGUCAUUGAGACUUGCUUAUUUAAGAUGCUUAUUGAUCGGGACGUGAAAGGAGCUGAAGAAUACGUCAAGCAGACAAUCUCAGAUCUGCUGCAAAAUAAGGUCGAUAUGUCUCAGCUGGUGAUCACGAAAGCUCUGGCGAAGGCAGACUAUGCAGCAAAGCAAGCUCACGUAGAAUUAGCGGAAAGGAUGAGAAAGCGAGACGCAGGUUCCGCUCCAUCGUUAGGUGAUCGAGUAGCUUACGUGAUCAUCAAGGGAGUCAAAGGUGCAGCUGCAUAUGAGAAGUCUGAAGAUCCAUUGUAUGUCCUAGAACAUAACGUUCCCAUAGAUACGAGAUAUUACUUGGAAAAUCAACUGUCAAAACCUCUCAUGAGGAUUUUCGAACCUAUUUUAGGAGAAAAAGCCAACAGUUUAUUGGCAGGAGAUCAUACAAGAACUAUCCAGAUCGCUACCCCUACAAUAGGAGGAUUAAUGAAAUUUGCAGUCAAAACAGUUACCUGUUUAGGAUGCAAAACUCCUUUGAGAAGUAAUAAAGACGGAGCAGUAUGUGUCAAUUGUAGACCUAAAUUACCUGAAUUAUAUCAAAAGCAAGUGGUCCAAACCUCAUCUCUACAAAUCGAUUUUGCGAGAUUGUGGACUCAAUGUCAACGGUGUCAAGGAUCGUUACAUCAGGAUGUCAUUUGUACUUCGGCAGAUUGUCCUAUUUUCUACCGAAGAACAGCUAGACAGAAAGAAGUGGCAGUCGCUGUCACUCAGUUAGAUAGGUUCGAGAAAGAGGCGUUUUGGUAG
Kwoniella shivajii is the source of this 3174-nucleotide messenger RNA. RefSeq lists its product as uncharacterized. Gene Ontology annotation, biological process: DNA replication proofreading; DNA-templated DNA replication; base-excision repair, gap-filling. Gene Ontology annotation, cellular component: delta DNA polymerase complex. The transcript has 19 exons. Lineage: Eukaryota; Fungi; Basidiomycota; Tremellomycetes; Tremellales; Cryptococcaceae. The record is from RefSeq and is a predicted model, not a curated record. Gene Ontology annotation, molecular function: nucleotide binding; 3'-5'-DNA exonuclease activity; DNA-directed DNA polymerase activity. Bases 1 to 3174 code for a protein of 1057 amino acids.